UUUUGCCGAAGAUAAAUAAAUAGAUUAGAGCCAUGGACAAGCUAAAUUCUACCCUAACUGCUGUGAAGAAUCUGCGUUCCAAUGUUAAACAGUGCUUUGAGCAUUUGGCUGAUGGAACAGAUGGUGAGGGCGGCGAGGAGAGCCGUAAUAAGUUCGUGCAUGAGUUUCAGGAACGAUUUGGAGCUAUUAAUUUGCAAUUGCGUGAAGUGGAACAGCUAAUAAAUGGACUGCAAGUACCUCCUACACCUUAUUCCUUGGGAAACACGGCGUAUCUAGCACAGGAGACUUCCCAGGACCGGCAGGCCCUAUAUCCGCAGCUAGUGAACAGCUACAAGUGGAUUGACAAGGUGCACGACCACAGUUUCCUGGCCUUCAAUAAUCUCAACCAGAACACCCUUAGACGAUCAUACAACUAUUGCUCUCAGAAAAGACAACGAUUGCCUUUCUCCUCAUUUAACAAUGAUCCAGACCACAUAGAGAAAUUACUCAGCGAGAUCAACACUCCGGCGCAUACUUCGUAUAGGAUUAUCCGACCAUUCGGUACGAAUGUGGUAGCCAUUGUGACCAUUAGCAACGUUAUGAAGGCGGCCAUUGUGUUCAAGGGUGUGCUUAUCGAGUGGGUGACGGUGAAAGGCUUCGACGAGCCGUUGGACCACGACGAUCUUUGGGCGGAAUCCCGGUACGAGGUAUUCAGAAAAGUGCAGGAGCACGCCCACUCCGCCAUGUUGCACUUCUUUUCACCCACUCUGCCCGAUUUGGCUGUCAAGAGCUAUGUAACGUGGCUCAACAGUCACAUCAAAUUGUUCCUGGAACCCUGUAAACGGUGCGGGAAGUUCGUAGCGCACGGACUGCCUCCCACUUGGCGGGAUUUGCGCACUCUGGAACCUUUUCACGAGGAGUGCCGAAAUUGCUAGUUGUAUUAAAUAGAAUUACCUUUAAGUUGUAACUUGUAUACUUCAUUUAUUUCAAAAACAAAAAAUUAUAUGUACUUUGAAUGCA
This is a messenger RNA of Drosophila bipectinata, 999 nucleotides long. RefSeq names its product mediator complex subunit 27 (gene MED27). Gene Ontology annotation, molecular function: transcription coactivator activity. Gene Ontology annotation, cellular component: mediator complex. NCBI's taxonomy places the organism in Eukaryota, Metazoa, Arthropoda, Insecta, Diptera, Drosophilidae. The record is from RefSeq and is a predicted model, not a curated record. Gene Ontology annotation, biological process: regulation of transcription by RNA polymerase II.